AUGUCUUCUUCUACUGAGAACGAUGGCAUCGUCGCUGAGCCUGUUGCUAACGCCAAUUUGGUUUUCGUCAACGACGUUACUACAACAGAGGCCGAUAUCGAUGUCGAAUACAAGUCGGAGGCCGCCAUACCAGCUGAGGAGUCCGACCAAGUUCCUGAAUUUGAGGCCACACCAAUCGGUGAGGGCGUAGAACUGGAGUCGCCCUCCAAGCUUACUGCGCCUCACGUAGGAGACGACACAUCUCUUGAGGACGGCGAAAUCGGUGAGGUUGUGCAUGAGAGCAUUGUGAUUCGAGAAGACAAACCGAUCGCCAGGGAAUCGGAGCUUUCUGAAGUCAAGGACGGUGAAAUCACUAAGCCGUUGACCACUGUGCAUCCGGAUAGUGAGAAAGAAGACAUCGAACAUCUUGCAAUUGAGCAGACGGAGGACUUGACACAGCAUCAAGACGUUGUGAACCUCCCAAUGGACCCCACCAUCGACGAGGAUCAAACUUGCGUCCAGGACAGCGAGCGGACAGACACCACUGACUCAUAUCCGACAUCUGCCAUUCCUGACGAUACUACUGCGGUUGACCAUCAAUCCGCUGAAGUUCAUACAGAGAUCAAUGGGGACGGUGGAGUUGCAUCGACUGAGCAGAGCAAGUCUAAUGCGGAGGCUAACACUCCAGACUGCACCGUCGACGACGACGAGGACACUGCUGUUGAGACACCAGUUCAUUCAGAGUCGACUCGUACUAUGCCACCACAUCUGCGUCCUGGAUUCAAUGCGUCAGCACUACAUCAUGCUGGCCCCCUUGGCUCAAAGCAUCCAGCACUGCCAGCCGAAAACCUCCGUCCGUUUGAACCUCCACGCGCUCCCCGCUUCAUGCAGCCGUAUCAGGCCAACCGUGCCGACGCAGACCGCGAGGAGCUCGCCCGAAUGAGUGCCAGGCUCAUGAAAGGCCGCAGCGAGCUUGAGAUAGAGCGUAGGAAGAACGCUGAUCUGCGAAAGACGAUCGAGACUGAGAAGCAGGGCGAGAUGGACGCUGCACUGUCAAUGAUGCUCGCCGACCUCCUCCACAAACAGUCUGAAGUUAUCGCGGCCAAGGCGAAAGUCCAGCAGAAGGAGCGCGACCUGCACUUCCGCGAGCAGAAGAUCGAGCAGCUUGAAGUUUUUCUUAGUGAGGGCCAGAAGCAACUCCACUACCAGCUCGACAAGGAUGGCGUCCGCCACAUGACUGAUGUUGAGGUCGAGCGGAUACAGCGUGAAGCCGAGUUGGCUGUCAAGAAGCGCAUUGCAGAUAUCGAAGGGAAGAUCGCCGACCAAAUCAACCGUCUCCGUAUGCAGGAGAGCGCCCAGACCCUCCGCGAACAGCAAUACAAAGCAAUCAUUCGGACGUCGCUCGAGUCUGAAGUGCGUGAGAAAGUCGCACCAGAGAUCGAAACUCAGAUUUCGCAGAGGGAGUACGAGCGUGGAUUCGCUGCCGGUAGCACUGCCUCGCCGAAGGUUCACGAGACUCCGGUAAAUGAGCGCACGAUGACGGCUCAAGACCGCGAGAUAUCUUUCCUCGAAGGUUACGCGGCUUGUCAUCGCACGCAGCUCGCUCUCAGCCGGAUGCGCAAUGGCCGGAUCCCUCUCGACAGCCCGGAGCUGGACUUCUUGCGCGACGUAGAUCAUCCCGAGAACUUGAUUAAUCGGGGCAUGCAGCUCGGGCGGAUGGAGAUGCAGUCGGCGCGUCACAGCGAGCAGUUGACGCCGAUCCUGGCGCAAAGCGUGCAGUCAACACAACAGCAGCGGCAGGCUGACGAGCCAGUGCGCAGGUCCCUCCCUCCCCACUUAAGAGCGGCGGUACAGCAGCAGUCCGUCCCCCUUGCUCGACCAGCAAACCCACCAACACAGCAUCAACCACCGAUCCGCAGUGCCCCACCUUUUCCGCCUCCCCGUACAUUUGCCAGCGAACUCCGCGGCCCACAGACCCUAUGCAAUGGACACGUCGUGCUGGCGAAUCGCGCUGCAUCAGAUCCCACUCCUAUUCCCACUCCCGCAGCGGGUCCUAGUAUCGGCCGUCAGGGUAUGGGCUCGGCUCAGGGUCAGGGUGUAUACACCGGACGACGAGUUCUGCAGUAUGAAGAGGUGGAUGAGGAGGGUGAGAGCAAGGGCGUGGAUCUGAUCGAUCUGUUCGGUUGA
Dothidotthia symphoricarpi CBS 119687 is the source of this 2166-nucleotide messenger RNA. RefSeq lists its product as uncharacterized. The transcript is spliced from 5 exons. The record is from RefSeq and is a predicted model, not a curated record. Bases 1 to 2166 code for a protein of 721 amino acids. NCBI's taxonomy places the organism in Eukaryota, Fungi, Ascomycota, Dothideomycetes, Pleosporales, Dothidotthiaceae.